GGUUCGGUCAUUUUGUGUCAGGAGAGAUGUGCAUCUGCUCUACCUGUAUGAUUUUGCGUCAAAAUUCUUGCAUUUUAAGUUCGUGAACAAUCAAAAGGCUUUUAACUUAACGCUAUUCAAAAUGAAAUAAAUUUUUGCCAUUCCAAUAACUACGGAAUUUGUAAGCCUAGUACCGUCAAAAGUAGGUUUGAUUCUUAUACAUUCUUGCACCUAUAAACUGUCACCGCGGCAUAAGUUAUCCUACAUCCCAAUUCCCAGUGCAUGUGCAUUAGCUGCAGCGGCAUCAGCGGUGUUAUGCUUCCAUUUGUAAACAAAAAUUUCGUUUCUUCGAGACCUUCGCACGCUAGAGGCACAUAAUCCUCUCUCCAAACUUUAGCAGAAUAUAUAAAUAAUGAUGCGGGAUACAAGAACGUUAAAAAGUCUCUUUCCAGAUCCGAAGCCUCCAAGGCGAAAAAAUUUUAUUAAAGAAAAUGUUGAAAGUCUACGCAGGAUGGAACAAAUUAUGCAUACUGAUGGCAGUCCGGCCAAAGGUUUGAAAUUGCCCAUUUUAAGAAAGACUAGACUCUCAAAAACUUCUGAUGAUAUUAGUAACGUUAAUGUUACUAAUGGUGAUGGACGAUCCCAACAUCUUAAAGCUCAAGAAAUUACUGAUGAAACUAAGAAACAGAACAGAAAAAAAAGUUGUUUCACCGUUUCAAAUGCUAAGGUUGUUUCCAAAAAACUACCAAUAUCAUCUACGAAAAAAAACUUAAAAGCUAACUCUAUUGAAAAUCUUGCGACUGAGAAAGUGCAUGAGGAUUUUAAAAACACUCAAAUAAAGUGUAAAAGUCAAGGAGUUCAAACUUUAGACACAGAUGAUAUUAAUAGCUUGUACUCUGAAGGUGUGAUAAGAUAUCCUUCAGGAAGAGCUAAGGAAUUAAAAGAACCUGUUAAUAUUAAAAAUAAUUCAGAAUACAGUGAAAAUGAGAGUCAAUUAAAAUCCAAUAAAGAAACAAAAUUGAGUAAUAAAUUAGCAUCUCAGCUCAACGCUCCACCACCAAGUUAUCGUAUUGGAGUGGUUCCAAAAUACAUCAAAGAAAGAAAAGAAGCUUUACAGAAAGAGCAGCUAGCAAAAAUUGCAGAUAAACACGUAGAUUGCCCAGCUGGACAUGUCCCUCUUCCAGAUCAUGAACGUAAGGAAACCCUCAGUAUGUUAAAAAAAAAUUAUCAAGAAUAUGUGGGUGAACUUAAUAUGUUACCAAUUCGAACUGAUACUUUAAGAUCUCAGAAAAGAAAAAUGGAGAUAGAAAAACAAUUAACAAAGUUGGAAGAAGCAAUCAAAGUCUUUACUAGACCAAAAGUUUUUGUUAAAGUUGAUUCUUAGUUAAUUCAAGUAGUUGAAAACCAUUUUUACAAAAUUUAUUAAUACAUUGUAUUAUGCUGCAUAAGGAUUUGCACUAGACAAUAUCAUUUGGAUACAGUGCAUUUUGCAUUUUUUUUUUUCAAUCAAUAGUAUUAUAUACUAUUAUUUCAUUAAAAAUUGUAAAUAGUUACUUAUUUCUUUUUCUUUUAUAAAUUAUCUAGUCUAUAUUCUGUUUGAUAACAAUGGCACUGACAUGUAAAGUACAAAUAAGUAAAUAUAUCUUACUAUUUUUCUACUA
This is a messenger RNA of Nasonia vitripennis (jewel wasp), 1640 nucleotides long. RefSeq lists its product as uncharacterized. Lineage: Eukaryota; Metazoa; Arthropoda; Insecta; Hymenoptera; Pteromalidae. The record is from RefSeq and is a predicted model, not a curated record. Gene Ontology annotation, cellular component: cytoplasmic microtubule. The transcript has 5 exons. Bases 392 to 1363 code for a protein of 323 amino acids.